AUGACGGUCGGCCCGGGUCGCGUUGUGCAAAUGGACGUGAUCCAUGACGAGGACGCCAAAACCGCCAUGACAAUCAUUGGGGACGUAUCCCAAUACGUAAACGGGAUACAGACCGUCAACCUGCACGACUACAACACGGGCUAUGGUGUCUUGAAGAAUAUCAACAAGAAAAUAUGUCUUCUAGCGCUGGCGUUGAUUCCGAUGCAACCGUCGUGGAAAUACAGAAUGGGUAUAACAAAUGAAGUACAUCACCACUACAUGAACAUUAAUCAAACAAAAAUGACAAAUGAGGAAGUCUUGACUCUUGCUGGACCAAACAUAGCAACAUUCUGCCACGAUUAUGGAACGUACUAUGCAGUUGCCACACCAGUCGCUAACGUCAAGAGAGAUACUGCAGGUACCCCAGCGACACUGGACAGUUUUUGUUUUCUCUCAUUUUGUAUCACCGACCAGCUCGAGUACGGAAAAUUGUCGGCUUAGGGUAUCAUCCCUGCAGAACAAGAAGAAUUCAAGAAAUCUGUUCUUUUACUCUGUUUUGUGUUUUUCUGCAUACAAUAAC
Molecule: messenger RNA, 559 nt
Organism: Mya arenaria
Lineage: Eukaryota; Metazoa; Mollusca; Bivalvia; Myida; Myidae
Exons: 5
Coding region: 1-480 (159 amino acids)
Source: RefSeq, a predicted model, not a curated record